This is a messenger RNA of Sphaeramia orbicularis (orbiculate cardinalfish), 1946 nucleotides long. Its product is annotated as magnesium transporter NIPA2. Gene Ontology annotation, biological process: magnesium ion transport. Gene Ontology annotation, cellular component: membrane. The transcript has 6 exons. The coding region runs from base 157 to 1233 and encodes 358 amino acids. Lineage: Eukaryota; Metazoa; Chordata; Actinopteri; Kurtiformes; Apogonidae. The record is from RefSeq and is a predicted model, not a curated record. Gene Ontology annotation, molecular function: magnesium ion transmembrane transporter activity.
GCAAAAAAUAGCAAGAAAGAGAAAACUGUGAACGUUUGGUAAAAAUUAAUUUCACGAACAGUAACCCGGAAGUAUCGAGGAAGCUGACAGCCAAUCAGAUCAUCUGAUAACUACAGUGGGUGGGCGACGACGAAUGGGGUUGAAGUGACACCCGAGAUGGAGAUAAACCGAACGGAUUUCUAUAUUGGUCUUUCUUUGGCUGUGAGCUCCAGUGUUUUUAUCGGUGGAAGUUUCAUCCUGAAAAAGAAAGGCCUGCUGCGAUUGGCCAGCAAGGGUUCAACAAGAGCAGGUCAGGGAGGAUAUGCUUACUUGAAGGAAUGGCUGUGGUGGGCAGGACUCAUUUCAAUGGGAGCUGGAGAAGCUGCUAACUUCGCUGCAUAUGCAUUUGCACCGGCUACGCUGGUGACUCCACUUGGAGCGCUGAGUGUACUUGUGAGUGCUGUGCUCUCCUCUUAUUUUCUGAAUGAGAGGCUGAAUGUGCAUGGGAAGAUUGGUUGUUUGCUUUGCGUCCUGGGCUCCACAGUGAUGGUAAUCCACGCCCCGCAGGAAGAGGAGGUUUCUUCCCUCACUGUCAUGGCUGAAAAGCUCAAAGACCCAGGUUUCAUUGUGUUUGCUGUGUGCGUUGUGGGAAGCAGCCUGGUUCUAAUCUUUGCUGUGGCACCGCGGUAUGGACAGAAGAAUGUGCUGGUCUACAUCCUGAUCUGCUCUGUGAUUGGCUCCCUCUCUGUGUCUUGUGUCAAGGGCCUGGGCAUUGGCAUUAAGGAGCUAUUUGCCGGGACAGCAGUGCUGAAGGAACCCCUGUUCUGGUCCUUAGCUAUCUGCCUGGUAAUCUGUAUCAGUGUCCAAAUCAGUUAUCUGAACAAAGCCCUCGACAUCUAUAACACCUCCAUAGUCACGCCCAUCUACUACGUCUUCUUCACUACGUCUGUAAUGGCCUGCUCAGCUAUACUCUUCAAAGAAUGGCUGCGUAUGACCACCGAUGGGAUACUGGGAACAAUCAGCGGGUUCCUCACCAUCAUUCUAGGGAUCUUCCUCCUUCAUGCCUUCAAAGACAUCACGUUUACUUGGGAUUCCCUCCCACUCUAUCUAAGAAAGGGCCCUCAGGGGUAUACAUGGAGCCACCAGCCUUAUGUGGCCGUUCCCAGUCACGACAGCCAAGCAGAGGAGGAGACAAAGCUACCAAGAGAAGGAGGCUCAAAGGGGGUUUGGGGUAUGCACCAGAGGUUGUCCUGAGGUGACCCAGUGAAACCUACCCACAGAGGAAAUUUUGCUUCCCUUUGUAGGAGAAGUACAGGUGUCAUAUUAAUAACGGCUCCACAGUAUCAUGACAAAAUAUGUUCACCUGUGCUUUUGAAAUACCUACUGCCUGUGACUGAAAACGCAUGUGUUGAAUUUACAAAGUUUUAAUACUCAAUUUUGCAAAUUUAUAAGUCACUUUACUGAAUUUUGAUUCUGGUUCUGCCUUAUGCAGUGUAGUUUAAAUUAAUUUCCUUAAUAUGUACAUAUCAUGGAUCUGCACACACUGGAUUUCACAUAUUUCCUUUUUUGGGUGAAGUAGAAUAAUUUUAUUAGUAUAAUUUAUGUCUCCCCUUCUGUGUACAGUGUAAAUUUUUAAAAACUAAGAUUUAAUGUAUUUAUGUUCAUAAACAGAAUGUGCCUUGUUACAGAAAAUAACAUAUUUGCACUUUUGACCUUCAUUUAUUGUGUAAAGGUUCUAUGCACUAAUUUACAACUAGUGUAAAAGCAACAACACAUUUUUCCAUGAGUGUCUUAAUCAUUUGUUGUUGAUCGAAUCUUAAAAAUUCCUACAAUAAGUUACCUCAUUAUUAUAACCUCACCAAAGAAAAUUGUUCCACAAAGAAUGUCCUAAAAUGUGCCAAAAUGUAUUGAAUCUCAAAUGUGCCUUUAUGUGUGUUUCAUAAAAAUUGAAUUAUUGUAUAACUUGA